AUGGUAGAUUUAGUUUCUGGUUUAGAAAUUUCCAUCAGAUGGUGUGAUGUCAAAUUGGGAGCUUUUGACAAUGCCAAGCACAGAACAUAUGUGGAUUUAAAGAAAGGACCACAUGUUCCAAUUAAAAUCAACACUGCCCUGAGACUUGAUGGAAGUGAAGCUGAAGAUGUUGAAGUGCCUAAAAAUCCUUCUGAGUUCACUGAGGAAGAUGAGAAAGAAGUGCACAAGGAUAACAAGGCUAUGAACAUUCUGUUCAAUGGUAUUGAUGAUGACAUGUUUGAUAGUGUUAUCAACUGUCCAACUGCAAAGGAAGUAUGGGACACUAUUCAAACUUUAUGUGAAGGCACUGAUCAACAAGAUGAAGAACUGGAAAAGAACUCCAAGAGGGAGAAAACUGUGGCUCUUGUGGCAGAAAAUGAAGAGGAAGAGGAUAAGGCAUUAAAGUCUGUGAUUGCUGGAAAGACCUCAAGUAGCUCUGCUUGUGAAGGAAAGAAGGAUGAUGGAAAGAAGAAAGGAAAAGUCAUUGAGGAAGAUGAAGAAUCUUCAGCUCAAGAUGAGCUAGAUGAUCUUGAUGAACAUCUAGCAUUUCUUGCCAGAAAAUUCUCCAAACUCAAAUUCAAAAGAAAUGCUAUCAUCUCUAGACCAUUCAACAGAGGAAAUCAAUCCAAACCAUCUGGUAUGGUUGAUAGAUCAAAAUUCAAAUGCUUCAACUGUGGUCUACCUGGACACUUCUCUAAUGAGUGCAGAAGACCUUCUGCUGAAAAGAAAGGAUCCUCCUCAGAGAAUGUAGAUUACAGAAGAAAAUAUUUCGAUCUACUCAAGCAAAGUAAGGAAAAGGCAUUCAUAACUGAGGAUGGUGACUGGGCUGCUGAUGAAGGUGAUUCUGACAUUGAGGAGCAUGUCAAUCUUGCCUUGAUGGCAAUUGGAGAUGAUGCUGAUUCUUCCACCACCAGCAAUGGACAGGUAAAAACAACCAACACAGCUGAUCUCACUAAAUCUGAAUGUAAACAAAUCAUUGAUGACAUGUCUAAUGAAAUCUAUAACCUUAGAGUCUCUCUUAAAUCUCUAACAAAAGAAAAUGUUAGAAUUAAAGGGACUAAUGAUUUGCUUGCUGAAAAAAAUGGAAAGCUUGAAACUGAAUUAAUCUAA
Daucus carota subsp. sativus is the source of this 1149-nucleotide messenger RNA. RefSeq lists its product as uncharacterized. Gene Ontology annotation, molecular function: zinc ion binding; nucleic acid binding. Bases 1 to 1149 code for a protein of 382 amino acids. NCBI's taxonomy places the organism in Eukaryota, Viridiplantae, Streptophyta, Magnoliopsida, Apiales, Apiaceae. The transcript is spliced from 4 exons. The record is from RefSeq and is a predicted model, not a curated record.